This is a messenger RNA of Chlorella variabilis, 1434 nucleotides long. RefSeq lists its product as hypothetical. The transcript has 4 exons. The record is from RefSeq and is a predicted model, not a curated record. Lineage: Eukaryota; Viridiplantae; Chlorophyta; Trebouxiophyceae; Chlorellales; Chlorellaceae. Bases 1 to 1434 code for a protein of 477 amino acids.
AUGGCGUCGCUGUGGAACCGAGAAAAAUUGCGGCAGCUCGCCGACAAUGCACGAGCCAGCGCCUCCAAGCUUGGCACUCAGCUCCAGCAGGGGGUGCAGAAUGCGCAGCAGCAGAUGCCCGGGCGCACGCUAUCCCUCUCAGGGAACGGCGAGGGGAGCCAGGCGCCGCAGCCAGCGGCGGCGGCGGGAGGCGUGCCGCGCACCGCCAGCAGCGGGCUGAGCAGCCUGUCGCCUGACGAGGCCAUCCACCUGCUGCAGAGCCAGAACAAGGCGGUGCGGGAGCGGCUGCACGCAGCGCAGGCGGCGGCAGAGGAGAACGCCCGCCUCAAGGCCGAUGUGCAGCAGCUGUGCCAGCAGAUGGAAGCGGAGCAGGUGCGGCGCGCGGCGCAGCAGCAGGAAGCGAUGGCCGCGCUGCAGGCCGCGCAGCAGCAGCACGCGGGCGAGGUGCAGCAGCUGCGGCAGCAGGCCGCCCAGCUCAAGGGCGCCGCCGCUGCCGCCGCCUCGGCCGCGGAGGCUGAGCUGGAGAGCACCCGCGAGGCGCUGCGCCAGCAGCGCCAGCAGAACGUGCAGCUGCGGGGGGCGGCCGCCGAGGCGGAGGCGCUCAGGCGCCAGCUGGCAGAGGCGCAGGAGGCGGCACAGCAGCGGGCCGCGGCGGCGGCGGCAGAGGAUGGCGCGGCCCCGCAGGGCGCUUCCGCUGCCGCAGCCGCGGCGGCCAUAGCAGAGAACGAGCGGCUCACGGAAGAGGUGCAGCGGCUGAUGCAGCAGCUGCAGGAGGUGCAGGCGGCCGCCGUGCCGGGCGCUGAGGCGUCUGCCGCCGCUGCCGCGCCUGGCGAGGCGGAGGGCCGCGUGGCGGCGCUGCAGGCUGAGCUGGCGGCCGCCCAGGCGCAGGUGCAGGUGUUGCUGAACGAGCGGGAGGUGGCUGUGCUUGACCAGCAGCAGCGCGCGGAGGCAGCCGCGUCGGAAGCCGCCGCGCUGCGGCAGCAGCUGGAGCAGCAGCGGCAGGAGGCGGCCGCCGCCGCCGAGGCCCUGCUGCGAGAGCAGGAGGAGCGGCAGCGGGGGCUGGCCGCCGACAACGCCGCCCUGCGGCAGGCGGUGGUGGCACUGGAGGGCGCGGCCGCGCAGCAGGCGCAGCGGGCGCAGCAGGAGCUGGAGGCACAGGCCGCCGAGCUGGCGGCCGCCGCCCAGCAGGAGCUGCGGCAGCAGGCGCAGUGCGCCGAGGAGGAGGCGGCGCGCGAGCGGCAGCAGCUGCUGGCGGCGCAGGCCGACAGGCAGGCGCUCACGCAGGCGGUGCGCCAUCUGGAGGAGGCCCUGGAGCAGCAGGCGGCCGCCGCCGCAGCCGCGCAGGAGGAGCAGCAGCAGCGGCUGCACGCCCUGGACCAGCAGCUGGCCAGCACGGCUGCGGCCGCGUCGCCGCUGGUGAGAGGGGGAGGCUGA